Messenger RNA from Homalodisca vitripennis (glassy-winged sharpshooter), 390 nucleotides. RefSeq lists its product as uncharacterized. The record is from RefSeq and is a predicted model, not a curated record. NCBI's taxonomy places the organism in Eukaryota, Metazoa, Arthropoda, Insecta, Hemiptera, Cicadellidae. The transcript has a single exon. Bases 1 to 390 code for a protein of 129 amino acids.
AUGGCGUACUACCCCUGUGAACACAAGUCGCUCAGGUGGUAUAAGAAGGUGUUUGUGCACAUCUUGCAGAUGGGCAUGAUAAACGCGUUUCGGCUGUACAGGAAGGCCAACCUUACUUCAAAGAAAUCUUUGUACGAUUUCAGGCUGAAUGUAAUUCGGGCUCUGUUGCCUCCAAAGGAAAACUUGCAAUUGCGUCCUGUUCAGCGGAAUGCAAGCAGGCAUGUACUGUCAAAAAUCACGAAGCAGACCAACAAGACCCGAGUAACGAGGAAGCGUUGCAGACAAUGCGCAAAAGAAGGGAACGAGACACGCACAAUAUACUUUUGUGCGCAGUGUGAAGGCGAACCAGGUCUGUGUGCGUUGGCCUGCUUUGAUAAGUGGCACGCAUAA